AACGUCGACCGAGCGAACUCGCGAUCAGCCCAGCAGAUCAAUUGGCACCAAGUUCCUCUUCAACAGCUUGCGAAUCAUGGCGACUUCACACUUCAGAGCCGUCAGCACGCUGACACGCAGUUUGCGCGUCUCGCACCGUGCUUUCACCGCUUCCGCCCGAAGUCUCGAGGCUUCCGUUCCCUCCACCUCCAAGCACGAUGCGACUCCUGCCCCGAUCGACGAGUCGAAGCCUCUCGAGGUGAACCAAGCCCCCAACAGGCUGGGAGUGUGGUCGAGGAACCAGAGGCCGCGCUCUGAGGCCAUGACAGGUCCGCGAUUUGAGCAGACGGACUUUGAUCUCCAGCCGCAGCCCAAGUCGGCGAUCGAGAUGAUUCACAAGGAGCCCGUGAGGUGGACGCACGACCGGAUCGUCGCCUGUGAAGGAGGUGGUGGCCCAGCCGGCCACCCCAAGGUGUUCAUCAACACAGACAAGCCAGAGAUUGCCAUUUGCGGCUACUGUGGCCUGCCAUUCGCGCACGAGCACAACCGAAAGCACCUCGAAUCUCUACCCCAGACCUCGUACCCUCUCGCAUGAGGAUGACAAUUGUAAUCGGCAAUGGGAGGACACCUUAUAGAGUAGGGAAUGAUGUAGUGGAGUUGGGAAUAUCCAGUUCCUUGUAUUCAGAGUCUGCAACAUAUUCUAUGUUUCCACACGACUACCCUGGCUAACGUCGAGGUCAUUUGCGUCAACCAACGAUAUUCACACAACCGUCGUGGUUUCGUGAACCCGAGUGAUAUACAAUAUCGACAAAUGAUCAAGAGUCAAUAUCAACAUCCCGACGCAGCUUAGGGCGCGCAGCCAUUGGGGCACUUCGGUUGGCUUGCUGGUAAUUUCUCCAAAUGACACCCUUCGCUCAACUGUAAUCGGGUCCUUAUCAUUCGCUUGUGGCUCGGCGCCGUAAAGUAAUAGCUGCCCCACCUGAAUACAUCAUACCUCAACGA
Emericellopsis atlantica is the source of this 981-nucleotide messenger RNA. RefSeq lists its product as uncharacterized. NCBI's taxonomy places the organism in Eukaryota, Fungi, Ascomycota, Sordariomycetes, Hypocreales, Bionectriaceae. Gene Ontology annotation, biological process: mitochondrial electron transport, NADH to ubiquinone. The record is from RefSeq and is a predicted model, not a curated record. The transcript has 3 exons. The coding region runs from base 77 to 574 and encodes 165 amino acids.